Molecule: messenger RNA, 1341 nt
Organism: Penicillium cataractarum
Lineage: Eukaryota; Fungi; Ascomycota; Eurotiomycetes; Eurotiales; Aspergillaceae
Product: mannan endo-1-4-beta-mannosidase F
Exons: 4
Coding region: 1-1341 (446 amino acids)
Biological process (GO): carbohydrate metabolic process
Cellular component (GO): extracellular region
Molecular function (GO): hydrolase activity, hydrolyzing O-glycosyl compounds; cellulose binding
Source: RefSeq, a predicted model, not a curated record
AUGUACUACUCCGCAGCGGCCUUGCUGCUUGCUGGGUUGGCCUCGGCCCAGGUGGCUGAAUAUGGCCAGUGUGGAGGUCAAGGCUGGACUGGCUCGACUACAUGCGUAUCCCCGUAUACUUGCCAGUAUCAGAAUGAUUGGUAUAGUCAAUGCUUACCAGCGACGGGCUCCAGUAGUACCACCUCGACCACGAGCAAGUCAACCACCACGUCAACCACGACCAAGACCACCACGUCAACCACGACCAAGACCAGCUCGUCAACCACGACCAAGUCGACCACCUCGACUACGUCCGCUCCGGUGUCCACUUCCACCGUGUUCCCCACGACCAAUGGUCUCAACUUCACCAUUGAUGGAGAAACCAGCUACUAUGCCGGCACCAACUCCUACUGGAUCGGCUUCCUGACCAACGACGCCGACGUCGACCUGGUGAUGCAGCACCUCUACGACUCUGGUCUCCGGAUUCUCCGCGUCUGGGGCUUCAACGACGUCAACACGAUCCCGUCAUCCGGUACCGUCUGGUUCCAGCAUCUCACAGACGGAACCGCCACGAUCAACACCGGUGCCGACGGUCUGGAGCGUCUCGACUACGUAGUUACCUCGGCGGAGAACCACGGCAUCAAGCUGAUUAUCAACUUUGUGAACAAUUGGUCAGACUACGGUGGUAUUGCGGCCUACGUUUCGGCCUUUGGCGGCAGUGCGACCACUUGGUACACCAACACUGCUGCGCAGGCCGCUUACCAGACUUACAUCAAGGCUGUGGUGUCUCGGUAUAGUUCCUCUCCUGCUAUCUUCUCGUGGGAGUUGGCCAACGAGCCCCGCUGCAAUGGCUGCGAUACGUCGGUUCUGUACAACUGGAUCAAGACGACCAGUGCGUAUAUCAAGUCUCUUGAUUCGGAGCACAUGGUGUGCAUUGGUGAUGAGGGCUUCGGUCUGGACACCGACACGGACGGCAGCUACCCAUUUACCUAUGGCGAAGGUCUCAACUUCACCGAGAACCUCAGCAUCGACACCAUCGACUUUGGUACUCUCCACCUCUACCCGAACAGCUGGGGCGAAGUAGAUACCUGGGGUCCUACCUGGAUCAAGGCCCACGGUGAUGCCUGUGUCGCUGCUGGCAAGCCCUGUAUCCUGGAAGAGUAUGGAUACCCCUCAGAUCACUGCACCGUUGAGGCUCCAUGGCAGACGUCGGCGCUGGAUACCAAGGGUAUUGCUGGAGACAUGUUCUGGCAGUGGGGUGAUACUUUGAGCACUGGGCAGACCUCGGAUGAUGGUAACACUAUCUUCUACGGGUCGAGUGACUUUACUUGCUUGGUUACGGAUCAUGUUGCUGCCUUUUAG